Entamoeba nuttalli P19 is the source of this 5406-nucleotide messenger RNA. RefSeq names its product protein kinase, putative. The transcript has a single exon. NCBI's taxonomy places the organism in Eukaryota, Evosea, Mastigamoebida, Endamoebidae. Gene Ontology annotation, biological process: protein phosphorylation. The record is from RefSeq and is a predicted model, not a curated record. Gene Ontology annotation, molecular function: protein kinase activity; ATP binding. The coding region runs from base 1 to 5406 and encodes 1801 amino acids.
AUGACAUUUUUUAUUAUUUUCAUUUGUAUUAUUCUUUCUUUUGUUCAUGGAAGUUGUUGGUAUGUUAGCAAUGAUAAUGAAAUUCGAUGGGGAACAUCUACCAAUUGUGGAAAGUUUAUUGGUUUUACACAGUAUUAUGAUAAUAAGACUGAUUGGUUUCAGUUUAAUUCAGGAUGUUGUGGAGAAAAUAAAACUUAUUAUAAAAUUUAUCCAGGAAGUAAUGAAGCUGAAAAAGCUGUUGAUUUUGUUUUAGGAACUGAAAUUCAAACUGUAUGGAUGUACCCCUCUCAACCUGAUAAACAUUUCUCUAUUUAUUUGAGAAAUAUUAAAGAAGGGUUUGUUGGUAUAUUUAAACGAAGUUCUAUUCCUGUGAGUGGAAUUAAUAAUAAUAUUUAUGUUUAUAACACACCAGCAGUAAUAAUUGGAAAUGGAUAUGAACGUUUUUAUAUCAGAUACCAAAGCUAUACUAAUAGACCAUAUCUUAAUCUUCAAAUACUAUCAACAACAACUAUUAUGAGAGAGUUAUAUGUUAAUAAAAGAAAUAUUCAAAGUGGGUGUAAUUAUGCUUUCAACACAAAUGGUAAUGUAGAUGUUUAUGAUGCACAAAGUGGUUGUAUUUUUUAUGAAGUUUGUUCAAAGCCUAAUUUAAAAAGAUAUGUAAUGUGUAAAAAUGAAACUCUUUCAAUAAAAAAUGAUUGUAGAUGUUAUAUUCCAAGUACAACAUCAACAGCAUCAGUUAUUAACUUUGGAAUGGUUUUUCCUGAUUGUAUAUAUAAUAGUAGUUUAUAUGACUUAACUAUUUUUGCAAACCAAACAAUUAUUAAACUUGACUCUACUAAAGGGUAUCAAUGGAAUUCAUUUAUAUUUGAAUCUAGAACACUUCCUUUAACAAUAGAAAAUGAUCAACUUAUUAAUUUAACUGGAACAACUACAUUACCAAACAAAAGAAUUAUUAUUAGUAAUGUUGUUUAUUUCAAUAAAUUAAUUAUUCCAACUGUAAAUUUUGAUAUGACUCAUGUAUUUAGAGAAUGGGAUGCAAUUGAUAUUGAUGUUAGUCAAAUUAUCACUGAUUCAGUUUUAUUUAUUGGGUAUUUUAAGUCAAGUGGAAUACCAAACACAAUUCGAGUUGGGUGUAACAAUGGAAAUUUUACAAGGUAUGUUAAAGGUACAUCAACAAUAGACUGUCAGUGUACUUAUUCUAAUGACCAAUAUGACCUGAGUGAUUGUGAGAUAGUCAGUAAAAUUUACACAAAUACACUUAAUUUAAUAUUAAAUAAUAAUAUUUAUGAUAAAGAAAAUGUUUAUUGGAAUUCAGUUGUGAUAAAAUAUCAAAAUAGUCUUAUUAAAGGUUCAAUCACAAGUAAGUCAUGUUCAAUUGAACAAUCUAUAACAAUAAAUGGAUUACUUCAAUGCAAUAUAUUAACUCUUUCAGGAAAUUCUAUAAUUAGUAUUUCUGAGGAUGGAAAGUUAAUAGUCACUAACCUUAUUGUUGAGAAACAGAGUACAGUUACAAUAUCAUCACCAAUAAAUACCAAUAUUUUAAUUGAAACAAUAAAUAUUUAUGGAUCAUUAUUAUUUGAUGAUUCUACAUCUGUUAUUUCUCAAUCUAAAACGAUUUUAAAUCAAAAUAGUCAACUUAAAACAAUAAAUUAUGCUUCAAUCAAAGAACUUCAAAUAUUAGGAACAAGUACAUUAAAAUCAGAUAGUAAUAUUUUUAUUUCAACAUUGAUUCAAACAACAAGUAGGUUAAAUGUGGAUGUUAAACAACUUGAAAUAAAUAAAGGAGAUUUAAUUUUUGGAAGUGUAAAUGUAGUGAAUCCAAUUAUUAUUUCAAACUUUGUUUCUACAAUUGAUAUUGAGUCUAUUACCAAUCCAUUGAUAGAUCCUAACUUAAUGUUUAUAACAACAGAUCACUCAACAACUCCAUUAAAUAUUAUGAAAAUCCCUUCUAUUCCAAAUUCAAUAUCAAUUAAUUUUAUUUUAAAUAAGUAUCGUAAAAUUAAUCUACAUUCUUCUAAUAAUAUAAAUUUUAUUUGUGAUAAACAAGCUAUUGUAAUUGGAACAGGAAAUGACUUAAUUUGCUCUGUAAUUGGAUUAACAAAUAAAGUAUGUAAUCCUCAACCUGAUAAUUCUUAUUUAGAUGAAAAUGGUUUUCAUGAUUAUUCAUGUCCAGGUCAUUCCAACUCAAUAGUGUCAACUUAUCUUAUUAUUGAUUCAGUAAAUUCGUACUCAUUUGAGUCUGAUGAAAGAUAUAAUUUGAUUACUCUUUUAAGACAAGCUACUCUUUAUGUUUCAUACCAUGAUUUAUUAAUAAAAUCUUAUAACUCUUUUAUUAUUGAUGGUACUCUUAAUUCUGUUCUUGUAGAGUCAAUUGGAAAUUCAUCUUCAGUUAUUGUAACUUCUCUUUCUCCAUUACUUUUAUUUGUUGACAACUCAUUAGGUAUAACUAUUUCAACAAAUAAUGCAAUUAUAAGUUCAUAUGGAUUGUGUAAAACUGGGUUAUUAUCAAAUACAAAUUCUGAAUGUAAAAUAUGUAGAUAUUUAACAAAAGAAGAUGGAGAGUGUACUGAACCUAUAAUAACAAUAGAACAUUGUGAGUUGUAUCGUAAGAAUGGAUUAUGUGAACGUUGUGAAGAAGGUUUUUUUUCUACUGGAAAUUCUUGUAAUGCAUGUACAUCAAAUUGUAAGAUUUGCAAUUCUGAAAAAUGUCUUUUAUGUUUUGACAAUUAUAUUGUAAGUGGAACAAAAUGUAUUGAAACAAGUAAUUGUAAAUAUAUGAAUAAUGGAAUAUGUUUAGUUUGUCCUCCUGGUAAAACUCAAGAUCCUUCAAUGGAAAAGUGUUCUGUUAACUGUCCUAAUGGAUGUGAUACUUGUUCUUCUUCAGAUGUAUGUAUUCAUUGUAGUGUAAAUAACAGUUAUAUAAAAAAUAAUAACCAAUGUGAAUUAAAACAAUCAACAAACCAAAUUACAAGUAAACAAGUUAUUGAUUGUCAAGAUGGAUUUUAUCUUAAGAAAGGGUCUUGUAUUUCUUGUGAAAAUGAUUGUUCCAAAUGUUUAUACGAUGAUAAAACAGAAACUAUUCAGUGUUUAGAAUGUCCUGAAGGAAAAAUCAUUGUAAAUGGAAAGAGUUGUCAACCAAUAGAUUCUGUUGGUUGUAAAACAAGUGUUAAUAGUAAGUGUAUUGUUUGUACAGAAUUUGAUAAAUAUUUUGAUGGAUCUAAUUGUGUUUCAUGUGGAAGUAAUUGUAGUUUAUGUACAGUAAAUGGAAAAUGUUCGUUAUGCGAUGAUUCAACAUACUUAAAAUUAGACUCAACUUUUGAUGAUGGGAUAUGUCAAUCAACACCAACAAUAGAAAAUUGUAAAGAAUUUAACAAAGGAAGAUGUGCCAUUUGUUCUGAUGGUUAUUUUUUAAAUAAGAAUGGAGGUUGUGAUGCUUGUUAUUAUCCUUGUAAAAAAUGUGUUAAAUCUGCUGAUAUAUGUUAUGAAUGUAAUGAAGGAUUUAGUCUUCAAGAAAAUUCAUGUAUUAGUAUUAUUAAAAGUAUUGAAAAUUGUAAACAAACAAUUCCACAUUCUAAUGAUAAAUGUUUACAAUGUGAAGAUGGAUAUUAUAGAGAUGGAAUAUUAUGUAGAGCAUGUAUAGAUAAUUGUAAAACAUGUAUUAAGAAAAAUGAAUGUUCUGAAUGUAGUAAAAAUUUUUAUAAAAAUAUUACUUAUGGAUGUUCUCCAAUAUCUGAAUUAACUCAUUGUGAAGAAAUUACGAAUAAAGGAUGUUCUCUUUGUGAAUCAGGUUAUUAUUUAGAAAAUUUUACAUGUCAUUUAUGUUCUGAAGUGAAUGAACAUUGUACUGAAUGUAAUCAAAUUAACAAACAAUGUAAAGGUUGUACACAAAAUUAUAUUUUAACAAAUGAAAGUCAUUGUGUAUUUUAUAAUCAAGUAAAAGGAUGUAUAGAAGCAUCUCAUUCUGUUUGUCUUUCAUGCACUUUUUGGUAUACUCCAAGUAAUGAUGGAUUAUCUUGUGAAAGACAUCCUGUUUGGUGGGUUGUAUUAGUUAUUGUGAUAUUAAUAAUUUUUAUCAUUAUAACAGUAUUUAUAUUAUUUGUCUUUGGGUUGUAUAAAAUAUUAUUUUAUAUUAAUAAAAAGAAUCUCCAAAAUAAAUCAAGAAAAACAUGUACUCAUUUUGAAAUUAAAUAUUCAAAUAUUCAUUGGAUUGAAUUAAAUGAGAAAUGUCCUAUUCUAGUUAAUAAGAAGGUACUAACAUUUGACACAAAAACAACAGAAAUUCCUGUUAAUAAAGAAACUAGAGAAUUGCUUUGUAUAGCCAAUAGAUCAAAACACACACUUCAAAUAUCACUUCUUGAAGAAGAUAAUUUAAAUGAAAACUAUUCAAUAAGAACAAAUCCACUUCAAAUCAUUUUGAAAAAAAAGGAAGGAUGUGAACUUGAAGUUUUUAUAAAUCCUCAUUGUUCUGUACAUCUUAUUGGUAUUUUUAAAAUACUUAUUGAUAAUUUAUCAACUGGUAAACGAUAUACAGUAACUAUUUCAAUUGAUUGUAUGACUGAAGUCAGUUGUCGGUUGAGUCCUAAUGAUAUUGUUGAAGAACGAAUAAUAGGUGAAGGGUCAUUUGGAGUUGUUUUUCUUGGAUACUUUAAAGGGAACAAAGUAGCCAUUAAAAAGUUAAAAAAGUUACAGGUAUUAGAAAAUAUGAUUAAUGAAUUUAAAGAUGAAGUAUUAAUGUUAGAAAAGUUUAGAAAUGAAUAUAUUGUUCAUUUUUAUGGUGCUGUAAUGAUUCCAAAUAAAUUAUGUUUUGUAACUGAAUUUGCAGAAUAUGGUUCAUUGUCUGAUUUAAUUGAAAAAAGAAUGAAAAACAAUCCACUUGAUGAAAAAUUGAAAAUUAAAUUCUGUUUAGAUGCUGCUAAAGGAAUUGAAUAUCUUCAUUCAAAUGGAAUAUUACAUCGUGAUAUUAAACCUGAUAAUAUCUUAGCUAUUUCAUUAGAAAAAAAUGUCGAGAUUAAUGGUAAGUUGACUGACUUUGGUAGUUCUAGAAAUAUUAACAUGUUAAUGACAAAUAUGACAUUCACAAAAGGAAUUGGAACCCCUGUUUAUAUGGCACCAGAAAUAUUAAAAAAAGAUAAAUACAAAAUGCCUGCAGAUGUAUAUUCAUUUGCUGUUACUAUGCUUCAUAUACUUAUGUGGGAUGCUCCUUAUCAAGGUUCUCUCUUUAAAUAUCCAUGGUCAAUAGCUAAUUUUGUUGCUGAUGGAAAUAGGUUAGAUUGUCCAGAAAAUGUUAGUCCAGAGUGUUUUGAAUUAAUUGAACAAGCAUGGGUACAAAAUCCAAAAGAACGUUUGAGCAUUAAUGAAAUAGUUAUUAAAUUACAACAACUUUACGAUAUUAUUCAAAUUAAUUAA